Messenger RNA from Fukomys damarensis (Damara mole-rat), 1864 nucleotides. Its product is annotated as cell cycle control protein 50A-like. The transcript has a single exon. Gene Ontology annotation, cellular component: plasma membrane; Golgi apparatus; endoplasmic reticulum. NCBI's taxonomy places the organism in Eukaryota, Metazoa, Chordata, Mammalia, Rodentia, Bathyergidae. Gene Ontology annotation, biological process: phospholipid translocation. Bases 132 to 1280 code for a protein of 382 amino acids. The record is from RefSeq and is a predicted model, not a curated record.
GGUUGGUGUCGGUUGGUGUUCCUCGGUGGAAGUGUCCUCUCCCUGGCCACUGCCUGUGGCGGGCGGGAUUUCUCCUGUCCAAGUCUGCAGUUGGGUCACCUGGGCGUCGUGGGUCAGUACCCCAGAAUUUGAUGGCUGCAAGCUAUAGAGUGAAUGAGGAAGUGGACGGCAGGCCCCCAUGUGCUCCCGGGGGCCCCCCUAAGACCCAGAGGCCAGACAACACGGCCUUCAAACAGCAACGGCUGCCUACUUGGCAGCCAAUUCUUACUGCGGGCACAGUGAUGCCCACCUUUUUCAUCAUUGGCCUCGUCUCCGGCCCCAUUGGCAUCGGCGUCUUAGUCACCUCCAAUAGGGUCCAAGAGAUCCAUAUUGAUUACACCGGAACAGAGCCUUCCAGUCCCUGCAACAAGUGUUUGUCAACGGUUGUAACACCUUGCAUUUGUACCAUUAAUUUCACCCUGGAAGAGGCAUUCAAGGGCAAUGUGUAUAUGUAUUAUGGACUGUCUAAUUUCUAUCAAAAUCAUCGUCAUUAUGUGAAAUCUCGAGAUGAUAAUCAACUAAGUGGGGACUUCAGAGCUUUGCUUAAUCCCAGUAGAGAAUGUGAGCCCUAUCGAAGAAAUGAAGACAAACCCAUUGCUCCUUGUGGAGCUAUCGCCAACAGCAUGUUUAAUGAUACAUUAGAGUUGUUUCUGAUCACCAAUAAAUCCAACCCUACGCCUGUAUCUAUUCCUUUGAAAAAGAAAGGCAUCACCUGGUGGACAGAUAAAAAUGUGAAAUUUAGAAAUCCUCCUGGAGGAGGAAGCCUGGAAGAACGAUUUAAAGGCACAACAAAGCCACUGAACUGGCGUACACCAGUAUAUAUGCUGGAUUCUGAGGAUGAUAAUAACGGAUUCAUCAAUGAGGAUUUUAUUGUUUGGAUGCGUAUUGCAGCAUUGCCUACUUUCCGUAAGUUAUACCGUCUUAUAGAACAGAACAACGAUUUACACCCAACCUUACCAGCUGGACGAUACUAUUUGAAUAUCACAUACAAUUACCCAGUACAUUCUUUUGAUGGACGAAAACGGAUGAUCUUGAGCACUAUUUCAUGGAUGGGAGGAAAAAACCCAUUUUUGGGGAUUGCUUACAUCACCGUUGGAUCCAUCUCUUUCCUUCUGGGAGUUGUAAUGUUAGUGAUUGAUCAUAAAUAUAAAAACAACAGUAACACUGACAUUGCUCUUCAAUUUUAUAUUCUGAAAACAAAACUAUGGCAUAUGUAUCAAGGCCAGCCCUAUUCAGCCUAGCUUUCAAAUGCUGAUGUCUGGUUAGUAUGUCAUUUUGAAGUUAGUACUAAAAAAAAAAAAAAAACUUGGUCCUUUGCUACUUCCUUAUGGAUGACAUAUUAAUAAUAGGAAUAUAAAAAUUAGCUAUAUGGAUUCAUAACACUGUAACUGCUUAACUGACACUUUAAUGUUUGCUUCUUACUGGGACAGACCACAUAAUGCAUAGAGACACUUUCAUGUGAAGUGUGUCUACGGCUUGAAUGUUCACGCUGUACUAAUAUUAUUCUGACAUGCAUGUGAUACUCUGUGUGUGUGUGUGUGCAUGCGUAUGUGUGUGUAUCUUGUGUGAAGAAAGGGAUUCCAAGAUGUGUCCAAGAAAUGACUUGCUAACCUUUCAGGACUCAGGAAAGAAGGAGAAAGACCAAAUUUAAAUAAAACAUUUCAUCAUCUUCAUGUGUCGUGUGUAAAGGCUUAAUGUACCAUCUUUGCUGAGGGAGCCCAUGUAUCCAGUUUACCUGUUAGAGUUCUUUGUCAGCUGAGCUUUAUUUCAAAGGUCAUGCAUCUCUUGUCUGGCAUAGCAAAUACUGUUUAUGUCCAAAGAGGUU